Aspergillus ochraceoroseus IBT 24754 is the source of this 416-nucleotide messenger RNA. RefSeq lists its product as uncharacterized. Lineage: Eukaryota; Fungi; Ascomycota; Eurotiomycetes; Eurotiales; Aspergillaceae. Bases 102 to 335 code for a protein of 77 amino acids. The transcript has 3 exons. The record is from RefSeq and is a predicted model, not a curated record.
AGAAAGAGAGAAAGAAGAAGAAGGGAGGACCGUGAGCGCCAGGAUUUUAGUACCACUAACUCCUGACUCCCAACAUCUCCGCGUUUGUCAGCCAGCGCGGUAUGACGAGAGAGGGAGAGGGGGAGAGAGGGACUAUUUACUGCCUAGUUUGCGGCUGCCCCGGGGGUGCAGGCAAAAGGAAACAUGCUGCCUGUGAUCAUCGAUCAGCCCGCAUACGGUUUCAGUCACGUGAGAGCCCGCCGGCCUAUGAGAGCAAAGGGAUUCAAAGACUAUCACUACUUUAUCUAUCGUUUUGGGCCUGCCUGUGCGCCAGUAAACACUUGGAGGUGUGCUAAUGGUGUGACAGGGCGGCAAGCCCAGGGUUGUGGUUGGCGGGAUACCGGUCUGCAUCAACAGGGAAGGACGAGCGACACACA